This is a messenger RNA of Nycticebus coucang (slow loris), 2467 nucleotides long. RefSeq names its product potassium channel tetramerization domain containing 5 (gene KCTD5). Gene Ontology annotation, molecular function: cullin family protein binding. Lineage: Eukaryota; Metazoa; Chordata; Mammalia; Primates; Lorisidae. Gene Ontology annotation, cellular component: cytoplasm; Cul3-RING ubiquitin ligase complex. Bases 57 to 761 code for a protein of 234 amino acids. The transcript is spliced from 6 exons. The record is from RefSeq and is a predicted model, not a curated record. Gene Ontology annotation, biological process: proteasome-mediated ubiquitin-dependent protein catabolic process; protein homooligomerization.
UAUUAAAGGCCGGACGCUUCCGGUAGAGGGGAGCUGUGGCGGGGCUUGCUGGGAUCAUGGCGGAGAAUCACUGCGACCUGCUGCCGCCGGCUCCGGGCGGCCUUGGGGCGGGGCUGGGAGGCGGCCUGUGCCGCCGCUGCAGCGCAGGGCUCGGCGCCCUGGCCCAGCGUCCCGGUAGCGUGUCCAAGUGGGUCCGGCUCAACGUCGGCGGCACCUACUUCCUCACCACUCGGCAGACGUUGUGCCGGGACCCGAAAUCCUUCCUGUACCGUUUGUGCCAGGCCGACCCCGACCUGGACUCGGACAAGGAUGAGACAGGUGCCUAUUUGAUCGAUAGAGACCCCACCUAUUUUGGGCCUGUUUUGAACUACUUGAGACAUGGAAAGCUGGUUAUUAACAAAGACCUCGCAGAGGAAGGAGUGUUGGAAGAAGCGGAAUUUUACAAUAUCACCUCAUUAAUAAAACUUGUAAAGGACAAAAUUAGAGAACGAGACAGCAAAACAUCACAGGUGCCUGUGAAGCACGUGUACCGUGUGCUACAAUGUCAGGAGGAGGAGCUCACACAGAUGGUGUCCACCAUGUCUGAUGGCUGGAAGUUUGAGCAGCUUGUCAGCAUUGGCUCUUCCUACAACUACGGGAAUGAAGACCAGGCAGAGUUCCUAUGCGUGGUUUCCAAGGAACUGCACAAUACCCCAUAUGGCAUGGCCAGUGAGCCCAGCGAGAAGGCCAAGAUUUUGCAAGAACGGGGUUCAAGGAUGUGAGAGACAACAACAGUAUUGACAGCUGAAGAAAUGAACUACCUUUUCCCAAGAUGCAAUGAACCGCCUUGUCUAGGAAGCUUGGCUGUGAGAAGAAACCUGCUUUUGAUAAUUUUCCUAGAGAUCUGGGUGUGAAUCCUUUUUUGCCUCUGAGGUGGGUGGUGAGAGACAGGCCCAGCUGUCUAGGGCCAGGCAUCCCUACUGGGAGGAGGUGCUGUGGCCAGCGGGUACUGUCUCUGGGGGGCUCUGUCUUUUCCAAGUGCCACAUGAGACUGAGGCAGGAUGCUUCUGAGGAGUCCGUGUUAUCACUGAAGACCGUUGAAAGGACAGCGUUCUUGGUGCUACAUGAACAGUCUGUAAAGGCAGCCUGGGCCUUACUGGCAGGGGAGGCAGCAGCCACAUCGAAUGUCCAGUGUACUGGGCCUCUGUCCGGGAAUCUGUGCUGUCUCCCAGAUGUGCUCGUGUGACGGUUUCUCAAUCUGGGCAACAGUUCCUGACACAGGUGGCUUCUUUGUCAUCACUACUUCCUGGCAUCGCUCCCAGGACCUGAUCUCCUUCAAAAACAGGCAGCAAGCCGAGCCUGCUUGAGCCUCAACGGUCAAGGCUUCUCAAUUUGUAUUUUCCAGGAGAGAGAACUUUGUAUCCCUUUUUUCAAUUGUGGUCAUCUCCCCAGUGUUCACUCUCCCUAGAAAUGCCUACAGGUGUUGUUCUGUUUGGGUUGAUCUGUUAAUUAAUUAAUCAUGGGGGGCAGAAGCAGUGCCUCACCCUCCCGCUCUGGGGGAGCUGGCGCCCGUCAGUGCCUUGUCGCGGCUGGGACAGAGGUUGGGCUGGAGGCCUGUCCACCCGGCUUCUGGAGCUGAUACUCUGGGUUACGUUGACUAUUUUGGAUGUUUACAGCGUAUCACAAACAUUUCUCUCCUCUCGCCAGCUCUCUCGUUUUCUCUGUAUAACUAUGCAGUCCUCUCUCUCUUCCUGGGAUAUUCAAGACUUCACACAGCCUGCACAGGCUCUGCCAUCUUACAUGACAUUGGAGCUACUAGAAUUCCCUAGAAACUGCUGCCUGUGUGCUUUGCAGACCUCUCAGCUGGUUGUGGGACUUGUCAGAGUCUGGCGGACCUGGCGCAAAUGAGCAAGCUCUUUGCUUCUCGGACUCUGGCCUCCCAAGGGGAGCUGUGCAAACUAACCACUGGGGGCUGCCCACAUGUAGGUCAGAGGCUCUGACAGUGUCUAGUGUCAAAUGCUUCUGGAGACUUCCUGCCUAGGCCUCUUCCCCUUCUUCUUUGCCAAUAACCUGAUUAACCAAGCUCUCCAGCAUCUAGGACUUACCUCCUCGUUUUUGUAAGGUCUCUUGUAUGUUGUUACAUGUUUGGUUUAAACAGUUUCUAAAAGCCUUUCUAUAGGGCAGAUUUGGCCACUGGCUGACCUGUCCUCCCCAGUGGAGCCCCAGAAGGAAAGUGGCCUAUUGUUGGCCACAAGGUGUGCUCUUUGGGGAGCUGCUGGCCACUUAGCAUUGUUUGAUUUAUGACCUUGACAUAAUAGAUAGGCUUGUGAUUUUUUUAAUUUAAGGAUGUUAAGACUUAAUUCACUAAAAUUUAUUCUAAGGGGAUAUUUAUACUUUUAUACUUUUUUAGGUAUCCGUAUUUUAUCAGCUUACUGUUUAAUGCCUAAGUUUCCCCUGAAAAUAGCAAAUAAAAUUGUGUAUUUAUGAA